AUGGCGAUGCUGCACCUUACAGUCUUUAAACUAGAUCAUCGAGUCUUCUGACCCUCUCCUAGAGAAUUAAAAAUAUUUUAGAUAAUUUUUUUAGUUUUGAAAUUUUCAAUUUGAUAUAAAAAUGAAGGAAGUCAGCCUUUAGAAAUCUAAUUUGAGUUUUUUAUUUCUCAAUCUGCCUUAGAUCUAGCGAUAGUAGCUUGAGGUUUAAUUAUCAAAGUAUUAUUUUAAAUAAAUUUCAUAAUAAAAAAUCCCGUAAUUAUUAUUUGGGUAAAUUAAUUAAAACAAAAUUGUAUGCUUUAUAUUUAAAAAUAAUAAUUUACAUGCAAAUAGUUUUGAUAUCCAAUUUAAUUAUGCUAAAUCGAUAAUUUAUUUUUUUUAAAGUGUGGACUGAAUUAAAAUAAUAUACUAAAAUUUAUUAGCACUUUGAAUUGCUAAAUUUAUAUAUAGUAUUUUUCAAAAAAUUUUGUAUUAUUUUCUCAUUUGUAAAAAAAAUUAAUGCCCUUUAAUUUAUUUCAUUCUAACUAACAAAAAAAUUUUGUCCACUCACGGAGGGGGUUAAAUUUUUUUUUUUCUUCAAAAUCUAAAAAAAUCCUAAUUCGCAAAAAUUGGAAAGCAAAUUUUAAAUUUAAUCUAUAAAAUUUAUGUUUUAAAAAGCAAUUCGUAAAAAUUACACAGAAUUAACUCUAGAUUUCAUUAUACUAAUUAUCACUUAUAUAUCAAAAAUUUUUUCCAUAAAACAUUUUUUCUAUUAAAAAUAUUUUUGUUCACUCACGGAGGGUGGGUUUUUGGGCAAAAAUAGCGAUUUUUCAAAUGGUUUUGUUCACUCACGGAGGGGGGGGAGUAAGGAAGUGAGCUAUUUUUUGGAUUCUCCAUUUAUUUUUAAUUGCAUGUAUGAUUGGGAUUCUCUGCUCCCAAAAUUGAGUGAAAUCUGAAUCAUCCUUAACACCAUUCGAAGGGAGCUUAAGUAAAGUAACAAAUGGAUACGAUAAAAUUGACGAAGAUUCUUAUACAUCUUUAUCAGACAGCUACUGUACCAAAUCUCACAACUCUUCUGAUAGCUUUUGCAAAACAUUUGAAGAUCUUUCAGCUGCAUAUACAGUUUAUUUGGUUUUUGAAGUAAUUGGGAUGAUAUGCAUUCUUAUAUGAGCAAUUAUUCUUGGGUGUUUUAUUUUUAAUAUAAAUUGUUUUCCUUGUACAUUUUGCUGCUCAACUUGUGCAUUAGCAAGCCAUUAUAUCGCUUUAUUUGGUUGAAUAGUAAUUUCAAAAGCAAAUUUUGAAGGAGACUGCACGGAUUCGAUGAAUGAACAGCCAAAUAGCAAGAGGCCACACUUAUGUGUGAGUGAGGGGCCUAAACUUAGCUUAUUUCUGGCAAUUUUUAUUCCAAUUGUGGUUAUUUCAUUUGUUGUAAUUGGUGCAACGGCUUUAUAUAAAAAAUCUAACCAAGGAUUAGAAGAGUCAGAGAAACCCCCAGCGGUUGAUUUAUCGGAUAUUAGUUUCAAAAUAAAUAAUGACCCAGAUCAGUACGAUAAUGCUAUUUAA
This is a messenger RNA of Blepharisma stoltei, 1539 nucleotides long. The record is from the annotation of a GenBank genome assembly. Lineage: Eukaryota; Ciliophora; Heterotrichea; Heterotrichida; Blepharismidae.